UGCGACUUAGCUGAUUCUGAUUACAUCGGAGGGUUUUUUUACAAGAGACCACCAGAUGGGUUGCUUGAAUUCGCUGAUAGAGUUUAUGUUUUUGAUUCAUGUUUUUGCACGGAGGUGUUGCCUGAUGGUUUAUACCAAAUCUUCCUUCACGAAAUCAUCAAUGACUUACACGAAGAGUUCCCUGAAUCGUCGUUUCUAGCAUUCAACUUCCGGGAAGGUGAGAAGAGAAGCGUUUUCGCCGAGACUCUCUGUGAGUACGACGUGACUGUCCUUGAGUACCCAAGGCAAUACGAAGGCUGCCCUUUGCUCCCUUUAUCGCUGAUCCAGCAUUUUCUCCGCGUCUGCGAGAGCUGGCUCGCUCGUGGGAACCGUCAGGAUGUGAUUCUUCUUCACUGCGAGAGAGGAGGCUGGCCGCUUCUGGCGUUUAUCCUCGCUAGUUUCUUGAUUUUCAGGAAAGUUCACAGCGGCGAGCGCAAGACGCUUGAGAUUGUGCACCGUGAGGCUCCCAAGGGUCUCUUGCAGCUGCUCUCGCCGUUGAAUCCUUUCCCGUCUCAGCUUCGUUAUCUUCAGUACGUGGCGAGGAGAAACAUCAAUCCUGAGUGGCCACCUCCUGAGAGAUCGCUUUCUCUGGAUUGUGUGAUUAUUCGAGGUAUUCCGAACUUUGACUCGCAACAUGGAUGCAGACCAAUUAUACGUAUCUUUGGGAGAAAUUUUAGUUGCACGUCUGGUCUUUCCACGGAGAUGCUGUAUACUAUGACUAAUAAGAAGAAACCACUUCGGCAUUACAGACAGGCAGAAUGUGAUGUGAUCAAAAUUGACAUCCAGUGCUGGGUUCAAGGAGAUGUUGUACUGGAGUGUGUGCAUAUGGAUUUAGAGCCAGAACGAGAGGUUAUGAUGUUUCGUGUUAUGUUCAAUACUUCAUUCAUCAGGUCCAACAUACUAAUUUUGAACUCAGACAACUUGGAUAUUCUUUGGGAAGCCAAGGAUCAUUAUCCGAAAGGGUUUCGAGCAGAGGUUUUAUUUGGAGAAGUUGAGAAUGCCUCACCUCAGAAAGUGCCUACUCCAAUAGUGCAUGGUGAUGAGACUGGUGGCCUGCCCAUUGAAGCCUUUUCUAAAGUUCAAGAACUUUUUAGCGGUGUGGAUUUGGCUGAGAAUGGUGAUGAUGCUGCUCUGUGGUUGCUGAAACAACUUGCUGCCAUUAAUGAUGCAAAGGAGUUUACAAGGUUUCGGCACAAAGGGAGUUUUUAUUUGAAUUCUCCUGACUCUGAAGAGGAGACCAACACAUCUAGUGCCGCUGAUAGUUCAGAUGAAGGCUUUGAUGCCAUUCAUAAACCUCACAUUCCUAUACCUUUUGAUAACGAUGAGACAGAAGAUAUUCCUAUAUCUUUUGCUCCUGAAUCUUUAGAGGAGCCUCAAGAAGUUUCGACGAAAGACAGCGUCCACCCUCCGACACUUCUGCCUCCACCACCACCACCGCCUCCACCUCCUCCCCCUCCUUUUACGAGCACAGCCUCAGUUUCACCCCAACUCCCACCCCCUCCUCCACCGCCACCUCACCCUAACACCAAAACACUUUCACCACCACCACCUCCUCCUCCUCCACCUUUCUCUAGAGGCAUUCCACCACCACAGCCACCACCAUCGCCACCUUCGUUUGGGAACACAGGAAAUGAACUUCAAGCACAGCCACCUCCACCUCCACCUCCUCCUCCAAUCAAAGCAUCUUCUGCUACUAAAUGUGUACCGCCGCCACCACCCCCGCCUCCACCUACAUCUCAUUUUGGCCCUGCUCGUGUUGGCCCACCUUCGGCACCACCACCACCCCCGCCUCCACCUACAUCUCGGUCUGGUCCUGUUCGUGUUGGCCCACCUUCAGCACCCCCACCACCACCACCUCCGCCUCUUAAGGCUAAUAUUUCAAAUGCUCCCAUGCCACCUCCUCCACCACCACUUCCUCCCUUUUCGGCAAAGUCGGGUCCCCCUCCUCCGCCUCCACCACCUCUUCCUCCCUCUUCGGCAAAGUCGGGCCCCCCUCCUCCGCCUCCACCACCACUUUCUUCUUCUUCUGCAAAGUUGGGUCCCCCUCCUCCGCCUCCCCCACCACUUCCUUCUUCUUCUUCAAAGUUGGGUGCCCCUCCUCCACCUCCACCACCUCUAUCCAAGACCCCUGCUCCUCCUCCUCCACCAGUGAUGGGUCGUGGUACAAGUAGUGUCCCCCCACCACCACCGGGAGCAAAAAGUUUGAAUGCACCGCCGCCUCCUCCUCCUGCAGGAAGGGGCAGAGCUUCCUCGGGACUUGGAAGAGGUCGAGGUGUGAGUGUGCCUGCUGUUGCACCUAAGAAGACCGUGCUGAAGCCUUUGCAUUGGAAUAAAGUUACCCGGGCAGCAAAAGGUAGUUUGUGGGCUGAUACUCAGAAACAGGAAAAUCAACCACGGGCCCCUGAAAUAGAUAUAUCAGAGCUCGAGAGUCUCUUUUCUGCAGCUUCAGAUACAGGUGCGAAGAAACCCACAGGUCGCCGGGGUUCUAGUAUCAGCAAACCUGAGAAAGUUCAACUGGUUGACCUGCGAAGGGCAAAUAACUGUGAAAUAAUGCUUACGAAAAUAAAGAUUCCUCUACCAGAUAUGCUUAGCGCAGUUCUAGCCUUGGAUUCGUCAGCUCUGGAUAUCGACCAGGUUGAGAAUCUCAUCAAAUUUUGUCCGACCAAAGAAGAAAUCGAAUUAUUGAGGAAUUAUACUGGUGACAAAGAAAUGCUUGGAAAGUGUGAACAGUUUUUCAUGGAACUAAUGAAAGUUCCACGUAUAGAAGCAAAGUUACGAGUGUUUGGUUUUACGAUUACCUUUGCUGCUCAGGUGGAAGAAUUAAAAGGCUACCUGAAUGCGAUAAAUGCUGCUACUAAAGAGGUGAAGGAGUCUGCAAAGUUACGUCAGAUUAUGCAGACAAUUUUAACACUGGGAAAUGCUUUAAAUCAAGGAACUGCGAGAGGAUCUGCUGUGGGUUUCAAACUGGACAGUCUUCUUAAAUUGUCUGAUACUCGUGCAAGAAAUAACAAAAUGACUUUGAUGCAUUACUUAUGCAAGCUUGUUGGUGAAAAAAUGCCUGAGUUGCUUGAUUUUCCUAAUGACCUUGCUCACUUGGAAGCUGCCUCGAAGAUUGAAUUGAAAACGUUGGCUGAAGAAAUGCAAGCGCUGAGUAAAGGCCUUGAGAAGAUGGAGCAAGAGCUCUCGGUUUCAGAAAAGGAUGGUGCAAUUUCUCUGGGUUUCCGGAAGGUCUUGAAGGAUUUUCUUACUGCCGCUGAAGCAGAUGUGAGGUCGCUUAUUACCUUGUAUAACGAAGGGGGGAAAAAUGCAGAUUCCUUGUCGCACUACUUCGGUGAGGAUCCAAUUCGUUGCCCUUUCGAGCAAGUGACCAAGAUUCUGACUCUUUUCAUGAAAACGUUCAUCAAAUCUCGAGAGGAGAAUGAAAAACUAGCUGAGGCUGAGAAGAAGAAACUGGAGAAAGAUGCAAUAAAGGAGAAGUCAGCGACAAAGAAAGAUGGCGCUGAUAACGAAGACGAGCUUAUCAACCAAAUCCAUAGACAUAGAACA
Molecule: messenger RNA, 3585 nt
Organism: Thlaspi arvense
Lineage: Eukaryota; Viridiplantae; Streptophyta; Magnoliopsida; Brassicales; Brassicaceae
Source: the annotation of a GenBank genome assembly